Messenger RNA from Trypanosoma conorhini, 546 nucleotides. RefSeq lists its product as uncharacterized. Lineage: Eukaryota; Euglenozoa; Kinetoplastea; Trypanosomatida; Trypanosomatidae. The record is from RefSeq and is a predicted model, not a curated record. The transcript has a single exon. Bases 1 to 546 code for a protein of 181 amino acids.
AUGUCGCUGCCUUCGCUGCUGUCGUCCGCGUCGUCGCACUCGCGGCUGCGGGUUGUGCAGCGGGGGUUUCUCACGCGGCGCGGGGGGCGUCACGUGCCACGCGCCGCCGUCGCCGUGGAGUACCGCCCAGCAGAGCAGAAGAAAAUCGGCGACGGCAACUACCAGCGUGUGAUUGACGCGGAGUCCCUGCACGGCGACGAGCAGCGCUUUUGGGGGGCGCGGCGCGACUACUACACCAGGCGUGCACAGUACUUUCCCACGUGGGACCGCUUCGCGCAGGCGCUUAUUCUCAUGACGCGGCACGUGCCACGUGUGCCGCAGGAAAUGGCGUUUCGUCUUAUGGCGGUGUUUCUCAAGUUGAUGCUGCUCCCGCGGCUUGUGGUGAACGCCGAGUUGAUGCUGCCGUCGUGGGUCGCAGCGAACGCGGAGGGCCUCAUCACGCAGGCCGUUGGGGACGAAGAGGGGAGGGACGGCGGCGACGCGAAGAGGGCAAAUAACAAAGAGGAAACAGCGGGGGUGAAGAAGGAGACGCCAAAGAAGGGGUGA